Messenger RNA from Didymodactylos carnosus, 495 nucleotides. NCBI's taxonomy places the organism in Eukaryota, Metazoa, Rotifera, Eurotatoria, Philodinida, Philodinidae. The record is from the annotation of a GenBank genome assembly.
AUGUUCAUUGCCAGCUCAAAGCUACAGAAAUUAGAAGAUUUGACAAUAAAUCGGUUCCCUUGGUCAAGUGCUGCAUGGACUAAUGAACCAAAGAAGAAGCUCACUGAUGCAGCACACAAAGACAAACUGCAAGGUCAAAAACCAACAUCGGCACAUACGUAUAAAGAUGAGAAAAAAGCGGUAUCAGAAGAGAUUGAAAGCAUUGUGAAUCAGCUAAAGUCAGGCAAAUUGACUUCUCUCAAUCUUAAUCGUAGAUUAUCAUCGACCGGAGACACAAUGGCGAUCGCUGAAGCAUUGAAGAUCAAUACAACAUUGACGGGGCUUGGUAUAUACAACAAUAAUAUAUCGGAUGAAGGAGUAAUGGCGAUCGCUGAAGCAUUGAAGGUUAAUACAACAUUGACGGGGCUUGGGAUAUACAACAAUAAUAUAUCGGAAAAGCAGAAGAAUGCAAUUAAGCGAGCAUGGAGCGGGAGAUCUUCAUUCCUGUAUCUGUAA